This is a messenger RNA of Mesorhabditis spiculigera, 1077 nucleotides long. The record is from the annotation of a GenBank genome assembly. Lineage: Eukaryota; Metazoa; Nematoda; Chromadorea; Rhabditida; Rhabditidae.
AUGAACCCACCACACCCAGCACAAGCAUGCCCCGGCUAUAACAUGAUGAACAUGGGCAUGCUGCACAACAUGAUCAACAACUACAACAGCUACCCCAAUGACCCGCUCCUCCACGUGCGACAGACCCUUCCGAAUGUCUUGGGGUCCGAGUUGUCAUUUUCGAGUUGCAAUGUACCAAACUCGAUGUACGACCUUAUCCCGGAAGCUGUGGAAACGAAGCCGCUUACGGCAUCAGAAGAAAUGGCACAGGAGCGAAAGAAGGUUCACCGCGGUCAUCCGGUGUGGAAGUACUUUCGGCUAUGGCGCGCGCCUGAUACAUCGAUGACAAAGGCAACUGCGCACUGCAAGCUUUGCCGGAAGAGAAAGAUCCCGUCCGCAUCGACAAAAUCUGCGAUGCGUCACCUGAAGAACCACCAUGCGGCAGCGCAUGCUAAGGUGUUGGAGCAGACCGAAGGGCGCAUCUUCUAUCGCCACGGAGACCGACCGCGAGAAACAACAUCGUGUGAAAUUGUGACUUUGGCGCCGGUCGUUACGGAAAAUAAUACGAUGCUGAAGUUUGUGAACUUUACUCCACCCAGCAAUGGCACCAAGCCUCCGCCCAGCGUCCUCCGCUCGGCCUUGGAACUCGCCCUCACCCUCCCAACCUCAUCUGAGGACAAGCCGUACAGCUCCGUGCAGCUGAGCCCGAUCUCGAUGGAAUCUCCCCAAUCCCCGCCAUUCUUCAACUUCGAGCCGAAGGUUGAGAAUGAAGAUAUCGCUGAAAAGCAGAGGCUGGAAUAUCAGGAGACGACCAGCUUGUUGAAGAUGUUCACGGGGAGACAAGAUGGGCUCUACGAGUGCAACAGCUGCACCUUCUGCUCCUCUUACGACAUCAAUGUCUUCCGCGCUCACCAGGGCAGCACCCAUCGAGUCCAAAAGUUCCAGCCAAAGCCCCAGCCUCCAACGGAAAGCUUUCAGCCGAGCCCCGCCUCCUCCUCGGGCAUAUACGAUCCCCGCGCGGUCCCUUCAUUCACAAACGAGCCCUCACACUUCCCCUGUCCCUAUCAAAAUCUGAAUAAUGACGCCAGUCUAAGCAUA